Molecule: messenger RNA, 528 nt
Organism: Adelges cooleyi (spruce gall adelgid)
Lineage: Eukaryota; Metazoa; Arthropoda; Insecta; Hemiptera; Adelgidae
Exons: 4
Coding region: 49-528 (159 amino acids)
Source: RefSeq, a predicted model, not a curated record
CCGAAGACAUAAUUCUGGAUCAAUAAAGUGUUUGAAAAAAAAACCACCAUGCAUUUUAAAAUUGCUGUUAUCCUCUGUGCGUUGUACUUCGUGACCAUGACACAGAGCGUCGGAGUCAAUCAGGGUCAAGUCAAAAGGAUUGUUGAUUUAGUAAAAAAAGACGAAAACGCUAAGGACCAAAUUACCCCAGAAGAUAUCAGUAAAGUAUUAACAGAAUUGGGCGUGAAGAAUUUGGCAGGGUAUAUAUACGAAGCAGACACGAAAGACGGUCAAAAAGUACAAAGUAUAAUUGUAUUUCUGACCAAAAACCAAAAGACAGAAGACCACUGGAUGACCACAAGUUUAUCAUCCCAAGAAGUAAUAGUGUACUUGAGCCUGUUCGUACAUAAUGAUAAAGAAGAAGGUGAUUUGGAUGGUCUAGUUAAUCCUGCGGAAUUAAAAAAAAUCAUUGAAGCUUUAAGUUUAAAUGAUAGCCAGAAAGAAAUUUUAACAGGAAAAUUUGAAGGUGCUAUUGAGUUAACGAAGUAG